AUGCACAUCUAUGCCUAUUCUGGUUUUUGGAGAUCGUCCAAAACAAAAGGGUGGAAGUUUCUUGUUGAUGAAGAAACAGGAGGUAGAUUACUUACUUUGGACACAAGCAAAACCUUUGACAACCUAAGAGUUAUGGUUUGUGAGGACUUUGGAACCGAUCUAAACUUGGUCAAUAUCGAGCUGAGUUACUUACCUUCCGAUUUGGUCGGAUUUAACUUGAAUGAAGAGCCUGCUGAGUUGCCUAACAGAGAGGAAGUGGGUAUGUCGGGUGAAGUUUCAGAUGAUAUUGAUGGUGAAGCCGAGCUUGAAGAAGAAGAUGCGAAGAUAGAUGAAAGUGAUGAUGAAAACAAGUGUGAGAAAGAUAUGAUCAACGGAAAGUAUGUCCGUUUUUCUCUGGUUGAUGUUUUGAAGAAGGGUCAACAUUUUACUAGCAAAGCAGCUCUGCAGGCAACAAUGGAAAUAUGCGCAAUGAAACAUAAUUUCGACUACAAGGUUGGCAAAACGGAUAGAAGAGUUUGGUACGUUCGUUGCGCAGAUGAUGAUUGCCGCUGGCGUGUUCGCGCAGAGGGAUUAACAGGUUCUUCAUAUUUUAUCAUCAAAAAGUAUGUACCUGAUCAUUCAUGUUCUCCAUCAUCAAGGAACCACUUUGUUCGGACCGCUUCAUCAAAAACAGUUGGUAGUCUCAUUAAGCAUAAGUACGAAACUGUCAAGGAAGGGCCGAAACCUAAUGAUAUCAUCCAGUUUAUGCGUAAUGAUCAUGGAGUUGAGAUAUCCUACUCUUUUGCUUGGGAGGCACGUGAGUAUGCAGUAAAUGUUGUGAGAGGCAUUCCGGAGAAGGGUUAUGAAAAAGUUCCCAAAUACUUGCACAUGAUGAAAGAAGCUAAUCCAGGAUCACACACAUUUUACGAAACUGAUAGCAAUGGGAGAUUCAGAUUCCUCUUCAUCUCAUAUGGUCAGUCUAUUCGCGGUUUUUAUGCUGCCAUUCGGAAAGUUAUUGUUGUGGAUGGGACUUUCUUGAAGAGCAAAUACAAAGGAGUGUUACUGGUUGCUACUGCUUUGGAUGGAAACCUGAACCUAUAUCCUAUUGCAUUUGGAGUUGUCGACUCAGAGAAUGACCGCUCGUGGGAAUGGUUUAUGAGACAACUUAAUGUUGUCAUUGCUGAUGAUCAGGGUUUAGCUUUUGUGUCUGACCAGAAUACUUCACUUGCUAAAGCUAUUGCAAAAGUGUAUCCGCAUGCUCAUCACGGAAUUUGCAUUCACCACUUGCUGAACAAUGUUGUUACAUAUUUCAAGGGUAAAGGAGUUGCUGGUUUGGUUGCAAAGGCUUCUAAAGCUUACCGAGUUGCUGAUUUUAAGAAGCAAUUCACUGCUAUUUUCUCAAUUAGUCCUGCAAUUGGAACCUAUCUAAUACAAGCUGAUGUGAGAAAGUGGGCUCGUUGUCAAUUUCCGGGUUACAUGUACGAUGUUAGGACCAAUAACCCUGCUGAAUCAAUAAAUUCUGCUUUGCGUUUGCCAAGAGAGUUUCCAGUUAUACCUUUGUUGGACAGCAUAAGGGAAAUGAUGACUCGAUGGUUUUUCAAACGUAGAACUUUAAGUUCUAAACAUAAACAUCCACUGACCGUUGUUGUAGAGAAGAAGAUUGAUCGAAGGAUUGAGAAGGGUAAGAAGUUUCAGGUUUUCCCAGUUAGCGAUGACAGGUUUUUGGUUCGAGGUGACACUUUUGAAUGUAUGGUCGACUUGGUCAGACGCACAUGUUCAUGUGGGAAAUUCGAUCUGAUGAAAAUCCCAUGA
This is a messenger RNA of Brassica napus (rape), 1791 nucleotides long. RefSeq lists its product as uncharacterized. The transcript is spliced from 2 exons. The coding region runs from base 1 to 1791 and encodes 596 amino acids. The record is from RefSeq and is a predicted model, not a curated record. NCBI's taxonomy places the organism in Eukaryota, Viridiplantae, Streptophyta, Magnoliopsida, Brassicales, Brassicaceae.